ACAGUUGAACCCCGUUAUAAGAGGCACGGAUAUAACGGACAAUCGGGUAUAAUAGACACUAUUCGCACACAUGGUUGGCCGCCCUAUCUCUCCCAUUAAUUAGACCUCUCUUGUAAGAGACACCGGAUAUAGAAGUCAAUCGGUUGUAAAGGACAAGUUGUCCGUGAAUUUUGGUCAAUAACCUCGCUUGUAACAGACAUUCUAACCUUACAUGAAUGCACCGCCGGCCACUGACUGCAGUUACGUCCGUUGUGGAAGCAAAAGGAAGCGACAGACAUGCGCAUAGUGGAUCAGUCAGCAAAAAAUAAAAAAAAAUAAAAAAAAAACGGUUAAAAACCACUGCAAUGGGAAUGCUUCACUGAGAAGCACUUCAAGCUUACCGCCAAGCGUACAUAGCGCGCAACUACGCACCACAGUGAUCCGAUCAUAAAAGACGACGACACGCAAGCAUGCUCCCGGUGCGCAAGCAACGAAUCGGCUGUGACAAGACCGAAGGCCAGCGGCGCUUGGUCCUGUUCCCGCUAGAUUAAGCGGGCCCGCUUUAAAAAAACCAGGCCUCAACGUCUGUCUGGUUUUUCCUCGGCCAGAGGUACGAGUGCGACUACGCGUGCAGGCACUUGAGCAGGGCAAACUCUCGGAAUUGUUCGGUGACAACAAAACUAAGCCGCCGGCAUGGCGGCGGGCGCGCACGGAAAUACCGGAGAGUGGGAGAUAAGGGGGUGGCGAGGGGAGUGUGUUUGCGGGGAGAGGCGUGGAAAAAAAAAAGAAAGAUAUGACCUCCAAGAUAUGCGCCGGCGCGCGCAAAUCUCGGAGGUCAUAGAAGAGCGAGUUUUGCUUUCUCGCUCGCCUAAUAGAUGGCGGUAAUUGCCUCUGCCACCGAGUUUUUGGUCUGAGUAUGUUUGAAUACUGCUCACCCGUUACAAAGGGUACGGCCACAAGUUCAGUUCAGACCGAAGCGGCGGAGAUUCCGAGGUAGCUUGAGUGAGCUAGAAUCAGCAGAAAGCGUGACAAUAGCCAAGUCAAAAUAAAAACAAGCCGGUUGUCGUUAUGGGCGACAAUGGUCCGAGCAACAAAUCUCGAAGGCUAUGCUUUUAGAAAUCGUCUAUUUUACCCAUCAUUUUCACCAUUUAUACAUCCCUGUAUAUUUUUUUAUUUAGUUUCGUUAUAAUUUCUUGGUUUUGCGUCGCCCGGCAAGCCCGCAGGUGACCCGAUUAACCCUGUCCAUAGUGUAUAGCCAAAUCGGCAUCGCCAUCGCCCUAUUGUUCCAAUUUUUUUUCUUCGUGCGCUGUUGUGCGACUAUCCAUGUGCAACUGAUCUUCACGUGCUUCUUCGACGCGGAGAGCCGUUGCCUGCCUGUCACCGCAUCAGUAUGGAGAACAGCUCUGUCAAGCGCCGUACUUUCCUGACCGUCGCAAAAAAGUUGGACAUCAUUAUGGAUAUAAAGUGCGGAAUGAAGCAAGCUGACGCCGCCAGGAAAUUUGGGUUGUCCAGGAAGACAGUCGGCGGGAUUUGGACCCAACGAGAGAAGCUGUUAAAAGAAGCGCCAACCGGAGCAAGCAGAUCGAAACUGCGUAAGUCAUCUCAUCCUGACUUAGAAAAAGCGCUUCUUCUGUGGAUACAGGAUGCGAGGAGCAAGAACAUACCGCUAAGCGGACCUUUGGUUUAAGCCAGAGCCAGGCAGCUUGCGUUUGGCCUUGGCAUUGAGUUUAAGGCCAGUCAAGGAUGGUUCGACCGCUUCAAGCGUAGGCAUGGAAUCAGCUACAAAGCUGUUUGCGGCGAAAGCAAAGCUGCCGACGAAAAUGCCGUAAGGCAGAAGGCUUGCGAUGUCUUCAACCUGGAUGAGUCAGGAAUCUUUUUCAAGAUGCUUCCUGGAAAAACGUUUUGCCUUGCUGGCCAAGAUUGCAGUGGAGGCAAAAGGUCAAAAGACCGUAUUACAGCCAUGUUCUGUACUAAUAUGGACGGAACUGAAAAAGAAAAAGUUCUGGUUAUUGGCAAGUCCAAAAAACCACGCUGCCUAAAGAACUACUCUAUCAAUGUAGAGUACACUGCAAAUAAGGCCGCAUGGAUGACAGCUGAGAUUUUCAACAAAUGGCUUACUAGUUUUGAUCAGAAGAUGGCAAUGAAAAACAGAAAAAUUCUGAUGUUUCUAGACAGCUGUUCAGCACACAUGAAAGCCCCGCCAUUGAAAGCUGUCGAGCUGAGCUACUUCCCACCUGGCUGCACGUCUUUGCUACAACCUCUGGAUCAAGGGGUCAUAAGAGCUGUUAAAGCAAAGUACAGAGAACGGCUUGUUCAGCGGCUGCUGUUUGAUAUGCUGCAGAAGCGGGAAACAGUAAUCAACUUGAGGACAGCAAUUACAAUGCUGUAUGGCUCCUGGAACGACGUUAAGAGCAGCACUGUGAGAGGGUGCUUCCGUAAAGCAGGUUUUAAUCUGCAGCAGGAAGACACAGAAGAGGACACUGCAGAUGACGACAUUGAUUAUGUAGAUGAGCCAGAAUCUUGGCCAAUCAUUCAGAGAAACUUUAAUGAGUCGGGCACAUUUCAAGGCUUUGUUGAAGUGGAUGACAGUCUUGCUGUUACAGAAGACCUCUGUGAUGAGAAUAUAAUCAGGAUGGUGCAGGAAGAUGAGAAAAGUGAAGACAGUGCCACAGAUGUGUCUGACAACGAAAGUGAUUGUGCAGCACCAAUGACUUCUGGGGAGGUAAUGACAGUACUUGGCCGAGUUCGUCAGCACAUACAGCUUUGGACCAGUGAUCGUGAAGGAUCUCUCAGCCUUGUCACCAAGCUGGAAGAAGCUGUUCUGAAGAACACCGUCAAUGCAGCCAUGAAGCAAACCAAGCUUGAGAACUAUUUCACCUGUACUAACAAAGUUUAACAACAAAUGUCACAUAAUAAAUCUUUUUUCAACAUGUUAUAGCCUUCUUUUGUGCUUGUUUUAAUUGUACGGUGCCAAUAUCGAAAUAAGGGCGGGUUAGAAAAUGAGAACUUGGUACCCUGCUUAUAAGAGACCUCUCAUAUAAGAGACACAAACUGCUCCCCGGUACGUGUCUCUUAUAAAGGGGUUCA
Molecule: messenger RNA, 3066 nt
Organism: Dermacentor silvarum
Lineage: Eukaryota; Metazoa; Arthropoda; Arachnida; Ixodida; Ixodidae
Product: tigger transposable element-derived protein 6-like
Exons: 2
Coding region: 1862-2875 (337 amino acids)
Cellular component (GO): nucleus
Molecular function (GO): DNA binding
Source: RefSeq, a predicted model, not a curated record